CCUAAAGCAUUAACCGGAAAUCAUCUAUUACAACAGGAAAUUAAUGAUCAUUCUGGUGCUGUUAAUUGUCUAGCAAUAAGUGAAGAUUUAUCAUUAUUAGUGUCCGGUGGUGAAGAUGGUAUCAUAUUAUUAUGGAGUACAUUUUCCACUCCUUGUGAAUGUAUUGGUAUAUUAAGUGGACAUAAAAAUUAUAUUACCUGUUGUACAGUUCAUCGUUAUCUGGUCAUUUCUGGUUCAGCAGAUUGUACGUUGAAAAUAUGGCGUAUUGAAGAUGGUAAUUGUCUUAUGACACUUUAUGGUCAUGAAGCAUUCAUUAAUCGUUGUUGUACAUAUGGACCAAUUUUAAUGUCAACUUCAUUCGAUAAUACGGUACGUGUUUGGUCAUUGACUGAUAAAUUGACAAUUGUACAAAGUGAAAAUCAAUUUGAUCAUCAUAUUGAUGAUGACGAUGAUAAUAAUAAUCAAUUAGAAUCACGUGGUAUUCUACGACGAACAAAAAUCUCAACAACAUUUGGUCAAUGUUUAUACGUGUUGCAAGAUCAUCAAAAAAGUGUCACACAAGUAGCAAUAAUAAAUUUUGAAUCACAAAAUCAAUUAUUAUCAAAAGGUGUGAUUCAAGAAUUGGAUAUUAUCAUAUCAACAUCGACCGAUGGUACAGCUAUGACUUAUUCAUUAGCAACUGGUGAACUUCGACACAUAUUCACUGGUCAUGAAGGACCAAUUAAUUGUCUGGCAAUCGAUGGAAAAGAAUCAAGUUUCGUAUAUACAGCUGGUGCUGAUUCGGUUAUAAAAAAUUGGGAUGUUAUUACCGGUGAAUUUGUUCGUGAUCUUAUUGGACAUGAAGGUUCAAUAUUAUGUUUAUUGGCACAGAAUCGUAUUCUUUAUUCUGGUUCAACCGAUCGUACUGUACGUGCAUGGGCAAUGGAUGUUGGCCAAUGUACACGUGUUUAUUAUCAGAAUACAGCACCGGUUAGUUGUUUACAAUAUUUCAAAGGAAUUCUUUAUACUGGAUGUAAUGAUAAUUGUGCACGAUUAUAUGAUGCAAAUUCAGCUGUAUUAAUGCAAACAUUUACCGGUCAUUCGGGAUUAAUAACAGCAUUACAAGUGAUACCAGGAAAAUUAUUUACAUCAUCAUAUGAUGGACAUAUUCUAGUAUGGGAUUGUGAAGAAUUACAAAUAAAAUUGGAUACGAAAAAAUUACGAGCCAAUAAUCGAUUAAUAACUGAAUCAUCAACAUCAUCAUCAUCAUUUGGACACAGUAUGUUAACGGAACAAUUACGUUCAAUUGUAAUGGAUAGCGCCAAAACUAGUUCAUUGUUAUUAUCAAUGGGAAAACAUAUGAAUAGUAAUAAUAAUCGACAACUAUUGAAACGUUUAAAUUAUAAUUACAAUAAUAAUAAUAAUAAUCGACGACGCACAUCAACAUUAUUUUCAAAUCAAUUGGCAAAUUUUUCCAAUAAAUAA
Molecule: messenger RNA, 1464 nt
Organism: Dermatophagoides farinae (American house dust mite)
Lineage: Eukaryota; Metazoa; Arthropoda; Arachnida; Sarcoptiformes; Pyroglyphidae
Source: RefSeq, a predicted model, not a curated record